CGCCUCGAAAGUGCAGCUAAGCCUGAACGUCAUGGAAGGCGAGCAGACGUCACUUCCCUGCCCCAUCGACAUGUCUUCGCGUGAGCCUCUGUCCGCCGUCUGGUUCCAGUUCAGCGCUGUGGCGACUCGCAAAUCAAAUGCGCCGAACGGCACAAAGAAAGAACCGAGGAAAGUGUACGCCCUGGUGGCACCUGUCUCGUCGCAAAGGGUGCUGGCGGGAAGCGCCACCCUGGUAGACGGCAGCCACUGGAAGCAGCCCCGGUGGAAGCACCGGGCGUUCUUUUCACUGCUCAGCGAGCCACCGGCGCUGCGACUCAACCGCCUGGAGCGGGCCGACACCGGAAAUUACGUGUGCAAUGUCACGUACCGCGAUGACAACGCCAGCAUUGUUACCGUUACUGAGGCCCGCUUCGCACUGUUCGUCGCCGUUCCCCAAGAACCGCCAGUCCUGGUGGACUCAAGAGGCGUCAUUUUAAACUCAACGGCGGGACCAUACGCGGAGGGCGACAUCGUACGCCUGACGUGUGCUGUGCCAGCUACCGACCACAAGGUGACCCUGGCUUGGCAACGCGACGGUGUACCGCUGGACUCGCCACUCGGUACCGUGUCAACGCCUGGAGGGCGAAGGAUGACUGUGCUGACUCUGGGCCCACUGCGCCGAGAGCACUUGUUGUCGAACAUCAGCUGCCUGGCAACGAGCGACGUCUCAAUGCCCGCCGAGAGUUGGGUGCUCUUGGACAUGUAUCGUAAGUACGUGUGGAUGCCGAAAGCUAUUCGUGUGAUGCGCACAUUUCAGCCGCUUUCUAGAUAUUUAGCUUCGUGGAACUGUUGCAUAUUACUCACACUGAGAUAAUUGAUCGUUUCAAGAUAUUUAUACAGGACUUGUUCGUUAAGGUAAUAAUGAUCGUGCAACGUGUAUUUAUUUAUUUAUUUAUUUAUUUAUUUAUUUAUUUAUUUAUUUGACAUUUUCUUCGCUUCUUUAUGUGUGUUCGUCCCCCCUGUUUACCAUGUACUCCGUCAUUGCAGCUUUACAAGAUUUGUAGCAUACACCCUUCAUAUAUUUAUUUUUUGUUUGUGCCUUUGAAACGUUCUCACGUAACGAUCGGCUCAUUGCGACCUGCGAAUAUAUAGUUGCAUGUAUUUCGCAGAAAAUAUAUUAGAAGCACAAUGCAUUAAACAGGCAGGCUUGAGCACCGCCAGGAAUCAGUCUUUCUGUGUUGGUGUCAGGGGAAAUUACUUUUCCCACUUGCUUACUAUGAUAGUACAGCGUUGUAUUUCCAUAUGUUCCACCGCUGUCCUUUUGAGUGUUCGAAUUAACAGUGAGCAUCAGUGCGCUGUUUCAUCGUAACUUACUCGAGAAAGACAAAGGCUCACUAAAUUGAUACGCCAAACAAAGCCCUAGCCCAUCGCUGUAAAAAUUGG
Messenger RNA from Dermacentor andersoni, 1422 nucleotides. RefSeq lists its product as uncharacterized. The record is from RefSeq and is a predicted model, not a curated record. Lineage: Eukaryota; Metazoa; Arthropoda; Arachnida; Ixodida; Ixodidae.